This is a messenger RNA of Tigriopus californicus, 3579 nucleotides long. RefSeq lists its product as uncharacterized. The record is from RefSeq and is a predicted model, not a curated record. Gene Ontology annotation, cellular component: membrane. The coding region runs from base 1413 to 3359 and encodes 648 amino acids. The transcript has 9 exons. NCBI's taxonomy places the organism in Eukaryota, Metazoa, Arthropoda, Copepoda, Harpacticoida, Harpacticidae.
CUGCUGGUAUCUAGUUGAGGUUUCGGAAGCCCCAUUGAUCAUUAAAGUUGAACAAUGAAAACGAAUGUUCGAGUCGGAUUCUUGCUCAUUUUACUGGAUUUCUUGCUUCCCAUGUCGUGUGGAGUAGACAUAUUGAAACCGGCGGAAGCAGAAUUCGUCAUUUUCUACACCGUGGGUAAACAUGAUUCUGUGAUCCGCCAUCGCCGAUUCAUUGCUGACCGUGGACUUUCCGCCAAUCUCCAUGCACUCCUCUUCUUUACGGGUUAUCGUACGGGAAUUCGCGUCAAUGAUCUAUACGACCGAGUUUUCGGAAAUGAAGGGACAAUGGAGAGAAAAAGAGUCAUGGCCGAGAUCAAAGCGUUGGAGAAGAACGCCACCCGCAUCCAAAAUGAAUUGGAUUCUGCCACUUUGGGCCAUUUAGAGGAAAUCAUGUCCCUUCAGAAAAAUGUCACCUUGUUGCGGGAUGCCCAUCGGCAAGAAAUUCUCGAAGUUUUGGAACUCUCCGAAGAUGACAACGACGUUUUGGUGGUAGACGAAGGGUGUUUUGAUUUCUUGGACGACAUGACGGAAGACCCCAAGUGCGACAUUUGGACCAUUUUAUUCUAGUUCAAUAAAAACGGAAUGCCAUUCGAAAUAUCACGGAACCUCUUCGAAGCCACCCUCUCUUCCAGUCGCAAAGUUAUCCAUUUGAUAUGCCCCUUGGAACGUAUCUCGUCAUUCCAUGACUCAUGUCUCCUGAUCACGAUGAGUUCUUGGACAAGGAAACGCCAUGUAUUUUGUACGCAUAAUGAGAGAGUUGCUGCAUUGCAAUAUUCCUGUUCCUCCUGUCAUCAUGCCAUGUUUUUCCUCGAAGUGGACAAACAACAACACUCGUGUGUUAAAUCAUUUGUUCACGGAUCAUAAUGCACACAGAUGUGUCUACACGCCUUUUGCACAGCUGAAUAAUAAUAAGUCGGAAAGCCAACCUUUGUUCCAACUUUCGGUUUGGCGAGCUUUUCCACCCAAUUGACCUCGAACUUGUUCAUAAAGGCCGUCCUUGUUAAGCCCCCUCCUCCCCUGUUCAUCACUCAUUCGAUCGAUAACGAACAACCUUCAUUAAGGGUCUGACCGUCACUAAUACAACUUUCGUGUCAAACUUGGACGUGCUCGUUCAAAUGUCAGGUGACUCCCAAAAAUAUUGUGCUCCACCCAUUUUGGCCGAUUUCAAAAGCGAGGAGGUCCUUCUGAGUCAAUGAAGAAGGUGGAAAAUGAUUCCAAGACGUGCGGGAAAUACCCAAUGUGAAGUUUGGAAGAUCGAGAGAUGAAAUCAAUAUGGUACCAAACGGAACCAAUUGGAGUGAUGAAUGAUGGGUUCAGAACUAGGCGGUGCAUUCCAAUGACGGGACUUCGCCUUAAAAGACCGUCCCUUUAUCAUGACUGCGGAUUUCGAUUCCUCCUCCGCCCCCAGUAAAAUCCCAUUGGGAGGAAAGAGUCACGAAGACCUUUUCCACACAAACAACUACCCCAGGUUGUCGCCCGAUCCAGAUCGAGACCUGCCCAAUCCCAAUGAGACCGAAAGCAAACGACCCACUCCAUCCCCGCAAUACUCGGAAAAAGAUCGCCCAAUCUCUCCUCUAAAACGGAACGGAAGUUUCGCUCAUGCCAUGGCCCGCCCUCCGGCCUUAGGAAAUCGCCCCCUGAAUGGAGGUCCACGUGUGAAUGGGUACUUACCCUCUAAAUCCAGCUUACUCCGAGAUUGUCAGGAUCCCAUGUUCGAGGGAGAUGUUUCGAGCUGCCGAUUAGGCGUGGAAUGGACGAUAUCCUUGAUUAUGGAUUGCUUUCUCCUAUUCGCCGAGUUCCUGUUCAACCUUUGGUUAGCCUUAUUGCUCAAAGACCAAGGCCAAUACGGUCCCUAUGUUGCCAUUAUCGUCCUCUUCUUCGUCCCUUCUCUCAUCAACGGCCUCAUUUGGGUCAGCAUUAAGAAAUCCUAUUCACAAAUAGGAUUUGGCUUCAUGCUUGCCGUAGUCUGCUCUGGUUUCCCCUCGCCCUUAUUUGUGUACAUCUGGCAUUUGUACUUGACUGCAUUUUGCUCUCAGCCGGAAUCGCAACGCUCCAAAAUUCUGGCCAAUGUCUUUCGCCUCGCUCAGGCCUUCUGCUCUUCCGUGCCUUUGAUUUUGCUCAAUAUUUUCACGCUCAUCAGUAUUCUCCAAGCCAACGAUAGCCGUGCUUUGAACCUCACCACUUUGGGGGCUCAUCUUAGUUUCGGACUCAAUAUGAAAGUCCAUAGCUUGGCUGCCAUUGCCUCUUUCAUGAAUGUCAUGCGAGCGGCCUCCUUGUUCAAUGAGCGCAAAACUUACACCAUCCUGUUCGUGAUGGCCGGAUAUCCAUUUCUAUUAUUCACUAUAGUAUCAAGAAUUUUGUCCAUGGCUGUGAUUUUUAGUUUCAUGACAUUUCAAUGGACCAUUUUCCUCAUCUUUGGAUUGGUUUUCACAAAUAUGUUGCUCUAUCGGGCGUGCAAGAAGCCGGAUCUCCAGCCAUCUCCCACCCUUGAAGAGACUCAAUUAGAUGCCUUCGAAAUGUCGGAUCAGCUCAGCACCAAUGAUCUCCCAUGUUGCAGUUCAGCGGGUCCAUGUUCCAAUGACUUGGACAAGAAAGAAGACGGCUUUUGGCCCACCUUCCCCAAGACCGUGGCUCUCUCCGUGUGUUCAAUUUUCAUCCCUUCUGGAUACACCAACGACAUUCGCUCUCACCAUCCUCGUCUCCGGGGUGGUCUGUUCAUCUUGCUGAAUUAUCUGUUCAACAUGCUCUGGAUUGGACUUGCCUUGGGUUUUACCAUCAUCUACCAUGUCCCCAACACCAUCCAAGGAGUGACCUUACCCCAGCCAUCAUUCAAGGUCGAGCUCCCCGGAAGCAAGGUCAUCGUUCAAGCGGGCGGACUAGACGUAGCCGUGAACUUACCCGUUCAGAAAAUCGACCUGGGAUCGAUGCCGGCCGUAUCCGCCACAUUGAACACGGAUAGCACCGACCUGAUCCAUGCCAUAGUGGUGCCCAUGGUUCUCGCUCUGUUAGCCGUGCCAUUUGUGAUCAUGAGAGCCGCCAUGAUGGAACUGGAUUGCUUCGUGACCCGACGGAAAGAGUUGGAAUUGGGCCAAAAUCGGGAUGUGGAUGAGUGUGAUGGAGGUCAUGCGGAGGUUUUCGUAGAUGUGGGUGGACGCACCCACAAGAUCCGGCCUUUACAUCAAGCUGUGGUGGAAAAUGCAGAGGAUCGCCGACUCAAAGCCCGAUUGUAUUUGACCAUUUGUUGCUCUGUUUGUGGGAUGUGCGUGUUCACGACCAUGAUGAUUGUGGCGGGAGGCCUUUUGGUGUUUCAGUUCCAUUGAACAAUGCUCAAAUCAAUCAUUUCACAAAAGUCAGCCUUGCCAACCCAAGACGUAAAAUCUUGAAGAGAAAGCGCCAAUAUGAAGAGCCUUUGUGUGCCUAACUUUGAUUAGAUGUAUGCGAUUAUCGGUGUCCUUGAUAUUGUCUGAUCCCAAUCAAAAUGUACAAAUUGAUGAUGAGAACCAACCCAGAAAUAUAAAACGGCUUAUAUUAAAUCCUCAA